AUGGCGCCCGCUGUCGACGACAUCCAGGUGGGCGACCUGGUGAACGUCCCUGGGGGCAUGCACGGGACGAUCAAAUAUCUGGGGGCUGUGGCCGGCAAACCGGGUCGGUUUGCAGGCAUCGAGCUCGCCGUGGAGCAUGCGAAGAGGGGGAAGAAUAGUGGUGAUGUCGACGGCCGCAAAUACUUCACCACGAGUGUGCCCGGGUCAGGCAUCUUCGUGCCCAUGAACAACAACAAAUACGUCACCAGACGCUCCUCAGGGACGCCGCCGACGCCUGUGCGGGCGGCUGCCCCCGUCAAUUUCAGCAAGUCCGUUGGUCCAGGCACCCCCUCGAUGCCACGCCCGCGUAUGCGGCAGCCCUCGCUCCCCAGACCGGAGUCGCCGCGAACCACGCAACCGCCGCUGCCACCACCCAAGCUGAGCCUGGGCGGGCUGCGGACGCCCUCGGCGUCGGCUCGACAAGGUCCCAGUCCGAACGGCUUUCCCCGGAGCCCACUCAAGGCUCCCUCGCGGCUGUCUGAUCGAGCUCCAUCCCGGAUGAGCUCCGUGGCCGAUGACGAUUUCCCCGUGUCCGCCCGGACUUCAGAUGUACAACGGAACGCGAAUUCGGUGGAGAUACAAGACCUGAAAGACCAAGUUAGGAGUCUGGAGACGCAGUUGAUGGAGAGGGACCGGCAGCUCGACGAGCAGGCCUCGACGCUGGCAGAAUUCCAGCGGACCAUCGAGGAGUUUGAAGGGUCCGAUGCUUUGUCCAUCCGGGCCCAGCUGCGCGAAAAGAACGACAAGAUCGCACAGUUGACUGCCGAAUUCGACAGCCACCGGGCCGAUUUCCGAAGUACCCUUGAUACCUUGGAAGUGGCCGCGUCCGAGACGGAGCGGGUCUACGAGCAGCGCCUCGACGAGUUGAUGCAGCAGAACAAGGAGCUACAGGACCGCGGAGAGGACGUGGAGACAGUCGCCCGGCAGCUGAAGCAGCUGGAGGAGCUGGUCUCAGAACUUGAGGAAGGACUGGAGGAUGCCCGGCGCGGCGAGGCUGAGGCCCGCGCUGAAGUUGAGUUUCUGCGCGGUGAGGUCGAGCGGACAAAACUCGAACUCAAAAAGGAGCGAGACAGCUCCGCUGCGGCGCUCAAAGAUGUCGAGGAUUCGGGUGUGGGCCAUGGAUACUCGAGGGAACUGGACCAGAAGGAUGACGAGAUCCGCGGCCUCAAGGCCAUCAUCCAUUCCCUCAGCCGCGGGGAUCCCAGCGUGGCCAUGCUCCAUCCCAAUGGCCUGGCGACUGGAGGUAGGCCCGGAGCCGUUGAUGAACACCUUGACCCUGACCACGUCGCCCGCCUGGAACAGCGCCUCCAGGAGUUUGAGGAGCUCGCCGACAACAAGAACUACCGCAUCGAGGAACUGGAACGUGAGCUGCAGCAACUGCAGAUCAAUGAAGACAGUACCACUCGCAGUCGCAGUCGCAACCGUAGCUCGACCAUUAGCCCUUCGACCCCGAAGCAGCACAAACCGUCCGGUUCAUCCGGUAAUGUGAAGUUCCCCGCCGUGGCCCAUCAUGCCCAUCGACUAUCAGACCGGACGAUUGUCCCGGGAGACUGGCAUGAUCUCGAGGGUGGCCCACCGCAAGCAUUCGGUGCGCACCACCAUCGGACGACCUCGGAGGGCUCUCACCACCGUCUAGAAACGAUGCACGAAUCCGACAGCCCGUCUUCGGACGAUGGAAACUCACUCUGGUGUGAGAUUUGCGAGACCGGCGGCCACGACAUCCUGAACUGCACCAACAUGUUCGGCGCUGGAGCUACAACCACCGCCCCCGCCCCCGCUGAAGCUACGGCCACCAACGGUCACAGCGAAGUGGUGGAAAAGACGAGCGACAGCCCGUCUCUAGAUGGAAAGGACACUCCCAACUCCUCCAUCCCGGAUGAGACGCCAACCGUUUAUGACUCGGAUGAGCCGGCCCCGUUAACAACCCAGAAGACCGGUCGAGAUGCAGUCCUCGAAGGGCUGAAAAGCAUUGGAGGUCUGACUUCGUCUAUGUCUCCAGUGGCGGGCAAGGCAUCGGGUGUUAUUGAUGAGACCAAAUGGUGUGCUCUAUGUGAGCGAGACGGCCAUGAGAGCAUCGACUGUCCCUUCGAGGACUAA
Messenger RNA from Penicilliopsis zonata CBS 506.65, 2136 nucleotides. RefSeq lists its product as hypothetical. The transcript has a single exon. Gene Ontology annotation, biological process: nuclear migration involved in conjugation with cellular fusion; establishment of mitotic spindle orientation. NCBI's taxonomy places the organism in Eukaryota, Fungi, Ascomycota, Eurotiomycetes, Eurotiales, Aspergillaceae. The coding region runs from base 1 to 2136 and encodes 711 amino acids. The record is from RefSeq and is a predicted model, not a curated record. Gene Ontology annotation, cellular component: spindle; cell tip; spindle pole body.